AUGCCUUUCCUUAAGGACUUGAAAAUCGAACGUGUCGAAGGUGAACUAGCGAUCACGCUGUCUAAGUUGUAUCCGGAACGCGUCAGAGGUUUCGUUAAGAUCGGCGAGAAGAAAUGGUUUCUAUCAUACAAAUUUGUCGAGCAAGGCGAUAAAAUACUUAACUUUGAGACUCGUCCCGAUGACACGUGGAUUAUUACCUAUCCUAGAUCAGGUACAACGUUGACACAGGAACUCAUAUGGUUGGUAGGGAACGAUAUGAAUUUUGACGAGGCGUAUCGAAAGCCUUUAACAGAGAGAGUCCCCUUUAUAGAUAUAAGCUUAAUAAGAGAAGAUGAGUUAUUAGCGAGCAGCACUUCCAACGAGCAAAAAAUAACAAAAUAUAGCGUCGAGUUUGUACAAAAUCAACCCUCACCGCGUUUUGUCAAAAGUCAUUUUCCUCUCGAUUUAUGGCCAACAGUUGUAAAUAAUGAUUGCAAGAUCAUCUAUGUCGCGAGAAAUCCAAAAGAUGUGGUGGUCUCAUGGUAUAAUUUGCUGAGAGACCUCAAUCAGUAUCAAGGCAACUUCGAGCAGAUGUGUAAUGAUUUUAUAAACAAUCAUACAAUGUGGGCGCCAUAUUGGGAGCAUGUCAAAUCAGCUUGGGCAAUUAGACAUAAACCAAACAUUUUGUUUCUUUUCUAUGAAGAUUUAACAAAAAAUUUAAGCGAAAACAUCAAGAAAGUUGCCACGUUUUAUGGCAAAACCUACAACAACGAACAAAUCGCUAAGUUAACAGAGCAUUUGAAUAUUGAAAACUUCCGCAAAAAUUCUAUGGUAAAUCAAUUGGAACAAGCUGGUCGAAUAAAACCCGAAUCAUUUAUCCGGCAAGGAAAGACAGGCAAUUGGAAAGAAAUAUUCACGCCGGAGCUCGAGAAGAAAUUUAAUGAGUGGAUCGUCGAUAAUUUGAAAGACACGGAUUUGGUUUUUCCUAAUUAAAUUUUUGCCAUACGAUAUUUAUUAGCACAAACAAUAAUUCCACAUAUUUUGUUA
Molecule: messenger RNA, 1026 nt
Organism: Camponotus floridanus (Florida carpenter ant)
Lineage: Eukaryota; Metazoa; Arthropoda; Insecta; Hymenoptera; Formicidae
Product: sulfotransferase family cytosolic 1B member 1
Exons: 6
Coding region: 1-972 (323 amino acids)
Biological process (GO): sulfation
Cellular component (GO): cytoplasm
Molecular function (GO): sulfotransferase activity
Source: RefSeq, a predicted model, not a curated record